Molecule: messenger RNA, 2364 nt
Organism: Planococcus citri (citrus mealybug)
Lineage: Eukaryota; Metazoa; Arthropoda; Insecta; Hemiptera; Pseudococcidae
Gene: PIG-S
Product: phosphatidylinositol glycan anchor biosynthesis class S
Exons: 7
Coding region: 476-2101 (541 amino acids)
Biological process (GO): attachment of GPI anchor to protein
Cellular component (GO): GPI-anchor transamidase complex
Source: RefSeq, a predicted model, not a curated record
UAACGUAAUUUUACAUUGUCAAAUAACGCGAAUUGUUUGACACAUGUCAAAUAACUAAAAAAAAUGUAAAAAAACUACAAAAAUGCUCAAAAUCGAAUUCUCACAAGCCAAUUAACAAGUAGGUAUUUGAUUUUGAUUGAGCUUUCUGUUUCUUUGAUGUUGAACUGAACUUAGUUUGAUUUAACUCAUUUGCGUUGAUUUGAAAUUUGAGUAUAAUUAGAUUUGAAAGUUUUGUGAAAAUAAAUGUGAAAAGGAAUGAGAUGAGAAUGAGACCAAAGGAUACUGUUGGAAGAGCAAUGAUUGUGAAAACAAAUCCGAAUAAUGAUACCUAUUAAUGAAUAAAUUCUCAUUGACUCGACUGUGAUUUUGUGUUUUUAACGUUAUUUCAUGAGAUGAAAUGAAAGUGUUACUCUUUGCAGCCUUACUGGUGAAAGUGUUGAAUUAAAAACUAAACUCCGGUCUUAAGGUGAAGAAAAUGACGGCAACAGUUGACGAUAGUUCGUCUUUAGAAUCAGAUGUAGCAGAUGAAAGUGACAUCAAAGAAGACACCUCAAUAGAUGAUGAAGAUGAACGAAUGUGGGCAGCGCUCUCGUUCGUUGUAAUUCUCAUCAUUAUCGGAUUACCAUUAUGGUGGAAAAUGACUGAAGUAGAAAGAAGUUAUUUCCCGUACGAUGAAAUUUCAAAUCUGAAGUAUGAGAAUGUUACGUUUCCAUUUACUGUAUGUCUUAGUACGAUACACCCAAACCUGGGUAUCCAAAUGCAAAAUUCUUUACGGAAACUUUUUUCUCAAUCAAAUUUAUUCACAGUAAAUUUUCAAUUGCUGUCUUCUCCGAGUGAAGUCCAAAACAAAAGUAUUCAUGAUUUGGAAGACAUCGAGAAGCUACAUGUGGAUAAGCCUAACUUCUUAUUGCUUUUGGAAGCUUCAUUCUCAUCUAAUAAUAAUGUAAUCAUAGGAAGGCAUCGUACUGCGUAUUUCAAGAGAGAAACUCUUCCUACCGAAAUUUACGAUUUUCUGCAAGAAGUUGUUCUACAUGAAAAAAUAUUGAUAGAAUCAAUCAGAGCAGUUACGCAUCCCGGUUAUACGUCUGAAAAUCUUGAUUUUCUACGUAAAAUGCGUCCGCAUCCAAAAUACGAUAUUAUUUUCACAGUAGUAAAUCCAGAGCCUGAAAGUAUUAAAUUCGAUUGGAAUAGCGCAAUCAUUUUAGAGCAAUUUUUUCGACCACUCCUCAAUCAACUGCAUCUCUUGAGUGAGUUCAGAAUCAAAUCGCAAUGGCUGUAUUUCGUGAAUCUUCAACAGAUUCCUAGAAAAGUUGAUGAUCAUUUUGUAUUGCAUCAUAAGCAAGUACCACAUAUCAUUACGCCGCUAGAAAAGAAAAUUGGUUCUGGAGUUGCGAAAAAUCCUUGUAUAAAUUUCGUUCUUUACGUAACAAAAUGCGAACACAGUCCGAUGGUAUUUGUAGACCAUCGCAAUAAGCCUACAUCUGCUGUUCUUUCUGCCAGAUGGGGAGCUGUUCAAUUGAUCAAUCCAAAUAGUUCGCACUGCGUUGAACACCAGCCUUUAAAGAUUAAUCCGAAUAAAGUGAUGAAAGUAUUUCUAUCCCAAUUCAAAACAUUGUUAGGAUUAAGUGAUUUUUCUUUCAAUACGAACGUAAUACCAUCUAAGUUUGGAAAACAAAUUCUUCCUUGGGAGAUGGAUGGUUUAUAUCGUAUGCGUAUUCUAGAGCAAUUCAUUUCCUCUAGAAUUACCUUAACCUCGUUAUCUCAGCUUUUAGGUGAAAUAAGCAAUAUUGUUAUUACUAAUGAAGUUGGUAAUGCAGUUUUGGAAGCAGUAAUUACUGCUAAAAAAACUUUGAAAUCAUUGCAAGACGGGUUAUUAGUUGACGCCUUAAACUUCAGUACUAAAUCGUUUAUUCAUAGCGAAUUUGCUUUUACUCAUCCGUCAUUAUUAGCGUUGUUAUAUUUUCCGGAUGAUCAGAAAUAUGCCGUUUACAUUCCAUUGUACUUGCCGGUAAUGAUACCGGUGCUUCUUUCUUUAAAAAACAUUUACAACUGGUUGAAAAGAAAAUACCGGGGUAAAGAAUCGAAAAAGAAGGAAGAAUAGAUUAAUUGGUUGAAUUCUUUUCGUUACAAAAAGUCGAGAAAAACUUUUCUAGUCCGUUUUUUAAAUUUUUUUAUAAGCGCAGUUUCGCUCACUCAGCACGAGUUAUGCAUCGGUUCUGCGCAACAAGUACUGACGUUUUUCAUCUUUUUGUAAGCGUUUUAAGAAAAUUGAAAUUAGUAUAUGGUACAUAGUUUAUUUUACAUUCGUCAUUUUGUAUGUUCCAAUAAGUGUUACAAUAAACUCUUAAAUUAUGUUUUCUUAAA